Molecule: messenger RNA, 850 nt
Organism: Truncatella angustata
Lineage: Eukaryota; Fungi; Ascomycota; Sordariomycetes; Amphisphaeriales; Sporocadaceae
Exons: 1
Coding region: 59-850 (263 amino acids)
Source: RefSeq, a predicted model, not a curated record
CGACAUAAGAACCCCUAUAGUACGGACUUAUCCCGUGAGGUCGUGUGGCAUCUAUAAUAUGCGGCUGUUUAUGUAUAACCCCUGGAAUUUCUUCUACCUCGGCAGGGCAUUUGAUGUCUUCUAUCACAUAUUACCAGUUAUUUUAUUAGGAAAGAUUUUUGUGUGGUCUGAUUCUAAACUUGAGACUUUACUUUCCCCUUAUGGUCGAUUGCUCCCUGACACUAUGUUGUUGCCUUCUCUCAUUUUCACUCUUUUCACGGGGAUAGUGGUGGCUCAGCCAAUCGACCUAAUCGACAGAAAUGCUAGGGGCGUUCCUCGCGAUCUUAAGCACAAGACCUGCGCUCCCGUACCCCUGAAUUGCACGCAACCGACCUUUCAUAUCCAAAUCGCCAAUGGCACCGCAGCAGGCAGCUAUGUCUACAUCCCGACAUCGCCCGAAUCGACAUAUGUCUACGCCCAGAGCAGCACCAACAAAACCCUCGCCACAACGUUCACAGUGGACCCGUCCGGUAUAUUGUUUUCCGCAACAUAUAACAAUCAGGUCUUCUUUUACCACCCGCAAGGGCUCGACGCCGGCCUGGUCGUCUUUCUCAGCCCAACCGAAAAGACUUCUCGAUAUCCAGUCUCGCAAUUGCAUGCACAGCUCGGAUGUGGACCCGAGUGCCCCAAGAGAGCAUCAGGGACGACGGGGACUUUGAGUUCCUCUGGAAAUCUUGGUAAUAUGAUUGAUUUCACUUUUGCAUAUUGUAAUGGAGCGCCGGAGGUGACAACGGUGGACGGGCAACACCCUUUCUGUUCAGAAAGUGGUGAUGUUUUUUACGUUGCGAAGUUUAACUCUAUUAUCAUUUAA